AUGGGGUCGUCAAAGAAGCACCGCUGGGAGGAAGAGGCGGCCAUGACCACGGCGGCGGCCGGCACUGGGGGCGCCACCGAGCAGCCGCGGCGACACCGAGAGCACAAAAAACACAAGCACCGAGAGCACAAAAAACACAAGCACCAGACCGCGCUUCUUGUUGUUCCAGCUUCCAGUUCCAAAACCAGCUCAGGAGAUGCUUCGUCACUUAGCAUCGAGGAGACCAAUAAACUCCGGGCAAAGUUGGGGCUGAAACCCUUGGAAGUCAAUGCCGUCAAGAAGGAGGCGGGCACCAAGGAGGAGCCCGUGGCAGCCGAUGUCAUCAACCCCAUGGCCUUGCGACAACGAGAGGAGCUACGAGAAAAGCUGGCAGCUGCCAAGGAAAAGCGCCUCCUGAACCAAAAGCUGGGGAAGAUAAAGACUCUGGGGGAGGAUGACCCCUGGCUGGACGACACUGCAGCCUGGAUCGAGAGGAGCCGGCAGCUGCAGAAGGAGAAGGACUUGGCAGAGAAGAGGGCCAAGCUGCUGGAGGAGAUGGACCAGGAGUUUGGUGUCAGCACUCUGGUGGAGGAGGAGUUCGGGCAGAGGCGGCAGGACCUGUACAGUGCCCGGGACCUGCAGGGCCUCACUGUGGAGCAUGCCAUUGACUCCUUCCAAGAAGGGCAGACUAUGAUCCUUACCCUUAAGGACAAAGGCGUGCUGCAGGAGGAGGAAGACGUGCUGGUGAACGUGAACCUGGUGGAUAAGGAGCGGGCAGAGAAAAACGUGGAGCUGCGGAAGAAAAAGCCCGACUACCUGCCCUAUGCAGAGGAUGAGAGUGUGGAUGACCUGGCACAGCAAAAACCCCGCUCUAUCCUGGCCAAGUACGACGAGGAGCUGGAGGGCGAGCGGCCGCACUCCUUCCGUUUGGAGCAGGGCGGCAUUGCCGAUGGCCUUCGGGAACGUGAGCUGGAAGAGAUCCGCACCAAACUGCGGCUGCAAGCUCAGUCCCUGAGCAUGGUCGGGCCGCGGCUCGCCUCCGAGUACCUCACGCCAGAGGAGAUGGUGACCUUUAAAAAGACCAAGCGGAAGGUGAAGAAGAUCCGAAAGAAGGAGAAGGAGGUGGUAGUGCGGGCUGACGACUUGCUGCCUCUUGGGGACCAGACUCAAGAUGGGGACUUUGGUUCCAGACUGCGGGGCCGGGGUCGGCGCCGAGUGCCCGAGGGAGAUGAGGAGGCCCCGGAGGAGGAGGAAGAGAAGGAGCCGGUGUCUCAGCCCCCACCGUCAGAUGACACUCGAGUGGAAAACAUGGAUAUCAGUGAUGAGGAGGAGGGCGGGCCACCACCUGGGUCCCCAGAGCUGCUGGAGGAGGAUGAGGCGGAGCUGGAGCUGCAGAAGCAGCUGGAGAAGGGCCGCCGGUUACGGCAGCUGCAGCAGCUGCACCAGCUGCGGGACAGCGGCGAGAAGGUGGUGGAGAUUGUGAAGAAGCUGGAGUCCCGCCAGCGGGGCUUGGAGGAGGAUGAGGAUCCGGAGCGGAAGGGGACCAUCGUGUUCAACGCCACGUCGGAGUUCUGCCGCACCUUGGGGGAGAUCCCCACCUACGGGCUGGCCGGCAACCGGGAGGAGCAGGAGGAGCUCAUGGACUUCGAACGGGACGAGGAACGCUCGGCCAAUGGCGGCUCCGAGUCUGACGGGGAGGAGAACAUUGGCUGGAGCACAGUCAACCUGGAUGAGGAGAAGCAGCAUCAGGAUUUCUCUGCCUCCUCCACCACCAUCCUGGACGAGGAGCCCAUCGUGAAUAGAGGGCUGGCAGCCGCACUGCUCCUGUGUCAGAACAAAGGACUGCUGGAGACGACAGUGCAGAAGGUGGCCCGGGUGAAGGCGCCCAACAAGUCCCUGCCGUCAGCGGUGUACUGCAUUGAGGACAAGAUGGCCAUCGAUGACAAGUAUAGCCGGCGGGAGGAGUACCGGGGCUUCACCCAGGACUUCAAGGAGAAGGACGGCUAUAAGCCUGAUGUUAAGAUCGAGUAUGUGGAUGAGACGGGCCGAAAACUCACACCCAAGGAGGCUUUCCGACAGCUGUCCCACCGCUUCCACGGGAAAGGCUCGGGCAAGAUGAAGACAGAGCGGAGGAUGAAGAAGCUGGACGAGGAGGCGCUCCUGAAGAAGAUGAGCUCCAGCGACACACCCCUGGGCACUGUGGCUUUGCUCCAGGAAAAGCAAAAGGCCCAGAAGACACCGUACAUCGUGCUCAGCGGCAGCGGCAAGAGCAUGAAC
This is a messenger RNA of Myotis brandtii (Brandt's bat), 2256 nucleotides long. It is a transcript of the gene SART1, whose product is annotated as squamous cell carcinoma antigen recognized by T cells 1. The annotation marks the transcript as partial. Gene Ontology annotation, cellular component: U4/U6 x U5 tri-snRNP complex. The transcript has 19 exons. NCBI's taxonomy places the organism in Eukaryota, Metazoa, Chordata, Mammalia, Chiroptera, Vespertilionidae. The record is from RefSeq and is a predicted model, not a curated record. Gene Ontology annotation, biological process: mRNA cis splicing, via spliceosome; maturation of 5S rRNA.